Messenger RNA from Rhipicephalus sanguineus (brown dog tick), 2235 nucleotides. RefSeq names its product serine/arginine repetitive matrix protein 1. The record is from RefSeq and is a predicted model, not a curated record. Lineage: Eukaryota; Metazoa; Arthropoda; Arachnida; Ixodida; Ixodidae. The transcript has a single exon. Bases 1 to 2235 code for a protein of 744 amino acids.
AUGUCAGAGAAUACCGCGAAGGUGACCGCGGAGUACUUCCCACCGGGAGAAAAGGGUAAGCCAGCGCCCGCGCCCAUCAACAUCUCGCCAGAAUACAUCAUAAAGCCCGGCCUCAAGUCCGUCGACGCGAAGAGCGCCGACAAUCCCGAUGUCACCACUACAAGGCAGGUGACUCCGGAUGGCAUUGUCAUUACCCGAAAGAAAGAGAAGUUCGCCAUUAAGCCCGAUGUCGAGGCAGUCGUCGUCACGGCUACCGCAAGACCUCCAAGCCCUCCGCCGUCGCCGCCUCCGCAGCAGGCCAUCGCCACAGCGCCGGCGCUUACUCCGUUCCACCAGAACUGCCUCUGUGUACGACCAGUGCCUCCGCACGCUCUCAUACCUUUCGUGCGACCCAUACAUCCGCCAGUGCCAUUACACCCGCCACCCUUGAUACCGAGAGAAGAUCGGCGAGAGUCGGCAGCCGAGCCCCCGGAGAGAUUCAGCCGCAGCGUCCAGACUGACUGCCCCCUCCACUUCAAGGCCACUUUGGAGAGUGAGACCAUCGAGUCUUCUCCUGAUAACAUCACAGGUAUCCCGUUCACGCCUAUCUACCUGCCGGCUUCGAUGCAGAGGCAGAGGAACAACUUCGCUGUCCACGAGUCGACGCUGGCUCCGCAGCAGAACUUCAGAAUCCUUUCGCCGCCCCCGGUGAUCGAGACUGCGGCUGGUGAGGCGCAGCGCGCUGUCGUCACCCUCGAGAACGAGUACGAUAUCAAAUUUCCAGCUCCUCCCCGGCGUGAGCCGUCAGUCAGGGCGAUCGGCUGCGGAUCAAUGGAGGAAGAUGACUUCCUCGGCAACGCAUCAAUGGUCGCACAGACCACCAUAAUCCUCAACGAGGGCACGCCGGGCACCCCCGGGAACAUCAUCGUGCGUCGCGGCAGCAGCGCCACGAACUUGGCAGCUGCGCCCAUGGCGACAAUAACGCUGCCUCCUACCGGGCAGCGAAUGACGACGCAACAGAUCACAGUCCCGUCCGUCGGACCGGUUCAAGUGUCCCCGCCACAGAUUACCAUUGCCCCUCAGCCGCAGACCAUAUCGCAAGUGCAACAGACAACCUCGGGCGCCCAACCGAUGGCCACCAUCAACAUCACCUCCCGCAUCCGCGACCUGACCGACCAGGUGAUGCGCGAGUCGCAGCGCGUGAGCCGCGCCCGCGACAGGCUGCAGCGUCGCCGUCCGGCUCCCCUGAACCGCGUUUAUUCGGCCGAGGACAAGCUGUACAACCUCAUGACCCUGGAGAACAAGCUGGCCAACGAGAUCGCCAACUACCGGACAUCUGGACGUGUCCGGGACCCCGAGUUCCUCUCGACGCUGGCGGAGACGGAGGACAAGCUGAGGCGUUUGAUCAGCGCGGAGAACGACGUGGCGCGCGACAUGCGCCGCAUCAAGAAGGAGAGCUUCAAGCAGGAAACCUACAAGGUAAUCAGCCCGCGCCGGUCCAUCACGCCGGCCUCGUCGGCGACGUCGACCACCAUGUCUUCGUACAGUCCGUCGUCGACACCUAUACCCAUGCCUCCCAUGUAUCAAAUGCCGCCCAUGACGCCCAUGACACCGCCUCCACCGAUGAUGCCGUCGCCGCAGAUGAUGAUGAUGGGCGGCCAGCCCAUGAUGGGGGGCCCGUGCCAAAUGAUGCAGCCGGGAAUGAACAUGAUGGGAAGCGGGCAGCAGCAGCAACAGCAGCGCUUACCCGGUCCUGGCAUGUAUCCGAGUCUGAUGCGCAUCAGCAUUGAGUCUCCCGAGUGCACUUGCACGAGUUUCACGUCGUCGAGCACCGUCUCUUCCGGCUCGGACUCGUUGCCCAAGAAACAAGUGUCCAAGGACGAGACCAAGGUGGUCGUGGAAAUGCCCAAGUCCCCGCCUACACCGGGGACUCCGACAACCCCGCCACCGCCUCCGGCUGCGCCUGCUACGCCACCUCCGCCACCUAUGUCGCCCAUGAUGUCGCCUAUGAUGGCAAUGGAGAUGGAGGAGGCGAUGGAGGAAGGUGGACGCCACCACAAAAGGAAAAGGCAUCAUAAGAAGCAUCAUAAGAAGCAUCAUAAAAAGCACCAUCAUAAAGACAGCGAUGACAGCUCGGGCACGCCCUCUCCGGACGACGCCGAGGGUGGUCACCACAAGAAGCACAAAAAGAAGCACAAAAAGAAGCACAAGAAGAAACACAAGAAGAAGCACAAGAAGAAGCACCACCGCGAAUAA